Molecule: messenger RNA, 1627 nt
Organism: Delphinapterus leucas (beluga whale)
Lineage: Eukaryota; Metazoa; Chordata; Mammalia; Artiodactyla; Monodontidae
Source: RefSeq, a predicted model, not a curated record
AGAGGAAAAGAUGAGGGGAGGUGGGGAGGGGUACGUAUAGGGGGCUGAGAGUAGAAGAGGUGGAGGGAGGGAGAAAAAUAAUCUUUCAAACCAAGCAAAGGAGUGGGAUGAGGGACCCGCUGAGGAAGGAGGAGAAGAAACAGCUGGACGUCAGGAAAAAGAGAAGUCUGAUUGGCUACACGCCUGCCUUGGCUGGCUCCCCUGCCCUCCCCAGGCGACAGUCUACCCAGACCCCUCCGUGGGUCAUGACUUCUCCAUCAGAGUCCCCACCUCUCUGGAAGCUGUGAGCCUCCGUUUGGAACCAAAAGAGUCUCCAGGGGACUUCCAUGAAGCUCCUGGCCUUACUCAGCCUGCUGGCCCUGAUGCUGGCCCAGGAAGCAAGGACAGCAUCUCUCCCAAAGACGGAGAGGGAGACGGAAGGAGACCAGCCACACGGAGAAGGCGAUUCUUAUGCAGUUCUGCAACUGGGGGACUAUGUCCUGAGCCUAGACGACUACGAUCAAGUCAUUGACCUGAGCAACUAUGAUGAACUCACAGACUACAGGGAGCAGCUCCCCAAGGUUAAAGGGACCAGCCUGGCUUCUCCAACCAGGACAAGUUUCACUCAGAGCACAAGGGCUCCAAGGACAUCCCCUUCAAACCCCACAAUGGCCAGGCCUACAACGCGGGGCCUGCUGGUUUCCCUGACCAGCCAUGGCCUGCCAACCUGUCUGAUCUGCGUGUGCCUUGGUUCCUCUGUGUACUGUGAUGAUGCUGACCUAGAGAACGUCCCUCCUCUUCCCCAGACAACCGCUUACCUGUACGCCCGCUUCAACCGCACCAGCCAUAUUCGGGCUGGAGACUUCAAAGGGCUGACAAAACUGAAGAGGAUUGACCUCUCUAGCAAUUUCAUCUCCUCCAUCGAUGACGAUGCCCUCCUCCUGCUGCCUGCUCUGCAGGAUCUGAUCCUCCCUGAGAACAAGCUGGCAGCGCUACCUGUGCUGCCCACUGGCAUUGAGGUCCUGGACAUCCGCCUGAACCAGCUCCAGAGCUCAGGGAUACAGCCUGAAGCCUUCAGGGCGCUGGAGAAGCUGCAGUUCCUCUACCUGGCCGAUAACCUGCUGGACUCCAUCCCCAGGUCCCUGCCCCUGAGCCUGCGCUCACUACACCUGCAGAAUAACAUGAUAGAGACCAUGCAGAGGGACACCUUCUGUGACGCUGAGAGGCCCAAGCACACGCGGAGGCAGCUGGAAGACAUCCGCCUGGACGGCAAUCCCAUCAACCUGAACCUCUUCCCCAGUGCCUACUUCUGCCUACCUCGGCUCCCCACAGGCCGCUUCACCUAGCUCACCCCUUCCACUGCUCCCAAGUAAGAGCCUUGGAGGACCACCAAGGGCACGGGCCUCCUGGGCCACAGGGCCCGAUCCCUGUCAGUGGUCUUUCAUGCAGGCACUAACCAUCCUCAAGAUGCAAUUGCAAAACUCCACACACACCCCUCCCCCAACACACACACGGAAAUGUCCUCCAGGAGCCAGAUUUGUAUUUCUCCAUCCUCUUUCCUGAACACCUUAUGGCUCCUGGCUCAGAGAAUAGCGACGUCUGCAGCAAAACUCCUUCCCAUAUCCCCCAUCCCUCCUACCCAUACAGA